AUGAAGCACCUUCGCGUCCUAGAAAUAUCGAGUACUAGCGUGUUCGUGUUGCCGGAGUCGGUGUGUACUCUGUAUCAGUUACAGGUGCUGCGAAUAAAAAGCGCUAGCUCGCUUCCUAAACGUCUUAAUAACUUGGUUAGCUUGAGGUAUCUAGAGGCAAAUUCUGAUUUAAUUUCGGGGAUACCUGACAUUGGCAAGUUAACUUCCUUGCAAGGCCUAAAACAUUUUCAGGUGAAAAAGGAAAAAGGAUAUGAGCUAGAGCAACUACAGAACUUGAAUGAACUUCGAGGACGCUUGUGCAUUGAUAAUCUCGAGAAUGUUGAGAGCAGGGAUAGCGCCAUUGCAGCCAAUUUAAAAGAAAAGGAGCAUCUUGAUAUGCUCCAGUUGGUAUGGCGCGAUGGUGAGGACAAUGUAAAUUCUGAUUUGGAUGUCGAAAUUCUCGAGGGCCUCCAAUUGCCUCCCUAUCUUACCAGCCUGAGUUUAGAUGGGUAUCGAGGACGGUCGUGCCCGUCUUGGCCCGAAUGUCAAACAUCCGAUAUUCAGGAAUUUGCACUGACGUGGUGUGGAAUGCUAGAAGCGCUCCCACUGAUGAUGGACCAGAUUUACCGAUCAUGCAUAUCACUUGAGCUCUCGCAUCUUCCUAAACUUAAAGCAUUACAUGCCCUUCCACCACAGCUUACAAUACUCAUAAUAGAAAAUACACUGUCUCUCAUCUUUGUAACAAAAGAAGACUUGCAUAUGAGCCCAGCCGACAAGAGAUCCAUAAUAGAGGUCAUGAGGAAAAGGAUGCCGAAAUGGUUUCCCCACCAAUAUCAAGAGUCCUUAGUCAACAAUGAGAAAGAAAUGAUGAAUUUCAUAGCCGCAACGAAUGACUCCAACAAUGAAGCUUGCUCUGCAAAGCAUAAUAAGAGUGCGCCUGCUGCCGACGUGGAUAUUACUGCUGUCUGGGGGAGAUGGUUGGAGGUGCAUGAGCGAAAGAUGGAAUUGAUUUACAGCAGACAAAAUGAGGCCAAAUUGCUUCUGCCCUCUACCCUUACCGAGCUCUGGCUUAAGGGAUGCAACAUUACUAACCGCGCAUUGUCGGCAAGCCUACAAACUCUUACCUCCCUCACCCGCCUGUCGCUAGAAGAGAUCAGAACAGUAACCCGUCUGCCAUCUGCAGAUGUCCUUGGCAAGUUAACAUCACUCCAAGCUAUAAUUCUACGAGAGUGCUGGGCCAUCACUUCGCUGGGUGGUAUGGGAUCCCUCCCUUGUCUCACAGAUCNGUUCUAA
Molecule: messenger RNA, 1272 nt
Organism: Ananas comosus (pineapple)
Lineage: Eukaryota; Viridiplantae; Streptophyta; Magnoliopsida; Poales; Bromeliaceae
Product: putative disease resistance protein RGA4
Exons: 1
Coding region: 1-1272 (423 amino acids)
Source: RefSeq, a predicted model, not a curated record